AAAUACGAUCCCGUGCAGGGUCUGGUGUCUCCACCAGUUUCCAAGCUCUUUGGUGCUGCACCUUUUUUACCCACUCUCUGCUCUUUGUGGCCGUUUGCUCACCACCAAAAUGGAAGCCAUCAAAAAGAAGAUGCUGAUGUUGAAGCUGGACAAGGAGAAUGCCCUGGACCAGGCAGAACAGGCUGAAGCAGACAAGAAAGCAGCAGAGGAGAGGAGCAAGCAGCAUGAAGAUGAACUUCUACAAAUGCAGAAGAAGCUGAAAGGGACAGAGGAUGAGCUGGAUAAGUACUCCGAGGCCCUGAAGGAUGCUCAGGAGAAGCUGGAGGUGGCUGAUAAGAAGGCUGCUGACGCUGAGGCAGAGGUGGCGUCCUUGAACAGACGCAUCCAGCUGGUGGAGGAGGAGCUGGACCGCGCCCAGGAGAGACUGGCGACGGCUCUGCAGAAGCUGGAAGAGGCAGAGAAGGCUGCUGACGAGAGUGAGAGAGGUAUGAAGGUGAUAGAAAACAGAGCUCUGAAGGAUGAGGAGAAGAUGGAGCUCCAGGAAAUUCAGCUAAAAGAAGCUAAACACAUCGCAGAGGAUUCUGACCGCAAAUAUGAGGAAGUGGCUCGUAAGCUGGUCAUUGUUGAAGGAGAGCUCGAGCGCACAGAGGAGAGGGCAGAACUUGCUGAAGCGAAAUGUGCUGAGCUGGAGGACGAACUAAAAAACGUCACCAAUAACCUGAAGUCCCUGGAGGCCCAGGCUGAGAAGUACUCUCAAAAAGAGGACAAGUAUGAGGAGGAGAUCAAGAUCCUGACCGACAAGCUGAAAGAGGCUGAGACCCGUGCCGAGUUUGCUGAGAGGUCUGUGGCAAAGCUGGAAAAGACCAUUGAUGAUCUGGAAGAUGAGCUUUAUGCACAGAAACUGAAGUACAAGGCUAUUAGUGAAGAGUUGGACCACGCCCUCAACGACAUGACCUCCAUCUGAAUGUCAGGAGGCGCGUUUCUCACGCCAGGCCAGGAGAUUCAAGACUCAGCUGGGUGCUGGUGAACAUCCUCCCAAUCCCAGUGUGGUACUCUUCUUGCUUCUCUCACCAUGUGCUUGACUUUGUUGGCUGACAUUGAGCUCUUUUCUCUGGGCACCUUUUUGGUUCUUUUUCAAACGUUCUCUUCUUGGUAAUUUAACAGCUGUUACCACGUGGAUGCUUUAUGUUUUUUCAGAGAUCCUUUUCUUUCUGAUCCAUAUUGUCUGCACACAUCAGCCACAGAGAGCAGAUAAACAUGUCAUGUCCACAUUUGUGCCUGAAGCUGUGUUUUUUGAUCAGUUUUUUUUUUUUUUAAGCUGGCAGCUGGAAUCUGAAGACUUCAAUGAACUGGUUCAAGUCCAACAUUACAAUAUGUUUUAAUUUAAUACACAACAGUUCAAAUGAUUUACUGUUUUAAAACUUGGACAUGACUAAAAUGUUGGUUCCAUCAGUUUUAAUCAUUAAGUUGUGGUGAAAGUGUGCGUUCAUGUAACACACUGUCAGCAUCUUCUACAAAUAAACAAACAAACAAA
Molecule: messenger RNA, 1534 nt
Organism: Thalassophryne amazonica
Lineage: Eukaryota; Metazoa; Chordata; Actinopteri; Batrachoidiformes; Batrachoididae
Gene: tpm3
Product: tropomyosin 3
Exons: 10
Coding region: 110-964 (284 amino acids)
Biological process (GO): actin filament organization; muscle contraction
Cellular component (GO): actin filament
Molecular function (GO): actin filament binding
Source: RefSeq, a predicted model, not a curated record